Molecule: messenger RNA, 2904 nt
Organism: Penicillium atrosanguineum
Lineage: Eukaryota; Fungi; Ascomycota; Eurotiomycetes; Eurotiales; Aspergillaceae
Exons: 6
Coding region: 1-2904 (967 amino acids)
Biological process (GO): cyclic threonylcarbamoyladenosine biosynthetic process
Cellular component (GO): mitochondrial outer membrane
Molecular function (GO): tRNA threonylcarbamoyladenosine dehydratase activity; hydrolase activity; ubiquitin-like modifier activating enzyme activity
Source: RefSeq, a predicted model, not a curated record
AUGGCACCCCCUGGUACCAGGUGGUGGCAGGCUACCAACGAAGCCGACCUCGAUUACGGAUUCGAUUCUGACGAUCUUGAUAGAUUCGCCGAACCUGACCGCACUCCCCGCUUGACUACACGAGAUCCACGAGAUACGAGAAACCGAGACAUAGAACGCCGCGAUCCCAAGACAGACGAACGAGGUGUUAUCGGGAAUAUGUCGUCUUGGCUUCAGCGCCAGGCUGGUGCGCAAAGCUCUCAGCUUGCGACGACUGCGGUUUUGUCCGGCGCUGCUGUUGCGGGUGCAAUUUUUGGAUACCAGGCUUAUCAACGGAAGGAGGCUGUUAAUAACCUGAAGUCUUCGAUCCCUGAUCUUGACGAGCAGCAUCAUGCGGAGAAGCUCACAACAUUUGGUGUCGCCGAUACUGCAAUUCCCAUGAGCAAGGAAGAUGAGCGUAGUGCCAUGCUGGCUCGCCGUGCGCAACAAGGAGAUUACGAUGACGACCUGAUCCUCGAACAACUUGCUCGCAACCGCGUGUUUCUCAAAGACGAAGGCCUCGCGAAGCUCCGAUCCUCCUUCAUCGUGGUCGUCGGAUGUGGUGGUGUCGGGUCGCAUGCAGCCGCCGCGCUGGCUCGGUCUGGUGUAGCCAAGAUCCGACUGAUUGAUUUCGACCAAGUCACACUCUCCUCGCUCAACCGUCAUGCGCUGGCCACAUUAGCAGACGUUGGAACACCAAAGGUGCACUGUAUUCGCAGACGGUUGGAGCAGAUUGCGCCGUGGGUGAUGUUUGAUUGUCGGAACGAGCUGUUUGGCAAGGAGGCUGCGGAUGACCUGCUUGGACCUUGGACCCUGACUCACGAGGGCGAGGGCCGUCGGCCGGACUACGUACUCGACUGCAUUGACAACAUCACCUCUAAGGUAGAUCUUUUGCACUACUGCCACAAGAACUCAUUGCCAGUAAUCUCGUCUAUGGGUGCUGGCUGCAAGUCGGACCCUACUCGUGUUGUCGUGGGUGACAUCUCUCUCAGCACUGACGAUCCCCUCUCACGCAGCACACGUCGCCGGUUGAAGGCGCUCGGUGUUAGCUCUGGCAUUGCGGCAGUCUUCUCCACUGAAAAGCCUGGCCCGGGCAAAGCAAGCUUGCUUCCUCUCCCAGAGGAAGAGUUCGCCAAGGGCCAGGUCGGCGAACUGGGCGUCCUCCCCGACUUCCGAGUCCGCAUUCUCCCUGUGCUGGGAACUAUGCCCGCUGUGUUCGGCUACACCGUGGCCAAUCAUGUUAUCUGCAGUGUGUCUGGAUACCCCAUUGAGUAUAACAUGGGUGGAAAGGGUCGCGACAAGAUGUACGACGCUACUUCCGCAUUCCUGCAAGGCUUCAUGGAAAAAAUGGCUCGCCAGACUGAGGGACAGGACUCCACUGGCCUGCGUCUCCCUAUCAGCAAGGACGAUAUCCAAUUCUUGAUGGAGGAGGUGUGGCGCGGCAAGAGUGCUAUCACCGGCUUGUCAAACCGGCUUGUUCUGAUUCCCUGGGAAACGCCAGCCCGGGGCUUCAGCAUGGAUCUGACAUAUGAAAAGGAUGGCCAGAAGUAUAUGCCGAUUGAUCUGAAGGACUUGGUGUGCAUGACCAAGGAUGAAGCCACUCGACACGAGCGCGAGGUUCUUCGUGAAGGCAAAAGAGUGGAGGAAGUAUACGAUGAGAUCGUGCUCCAGCGGGUUAACUACUACCAUGCAAGCGCAGCCCCCGGGCGCUUUGAACGCCUCUCACGCCCUCUAAUCGACUCCGUUCGGAACGGCUGGCAGUCGCAUUCCAACCCCGCCUACCGCUCCCUCUCCUCUUCCCCGGAUACCAAAAAUCCGGGAUUAAUGGACAUAGCCAUAUCAGUCGUCUCCGCGCCGCGAUUCCGCCGAUAUGUCCUCGUCUACCUUACGCUGUUUACACUAGGCUGGGCUGGCUGGGCGUUCGUGUUGUCUCCGACACUUCAAGACCGUGAGAAUCUGGCGCAAUCGCUAGAUCCUCUGAAGAUGGAUACGGGCGGGUGGUUUGGGACAAACUCCGUGCCGACCUUUGCCGAUCUGAUUCAGAUUGGGACCUUGGAUCCUGCGCUGGUGCCCCGUGCCGAGGCCGUGGCGGAAGGCUCGAGGAGUGAGAAGCGAUUGAUUAUGAUUGGUGAUGUGCAUGGAUGCAAGAAAGAGCUGGAGAAACUUCUCGAGAAAGUCAAGUUCUCUCGCGAAGACGGCGACCAUCUUAUAUUUACUGGCGAUCUUAUCAACAAGGGUCCCGACAGCGGCGGCGUUGUGGAUUUGGCGCGAGAAAUCGGGGCUUCGAGUGUCCGUGGCAAUCACGAGGACCGGAUCCUUCUUCAGCGGGAGGAUAUCGAGACGACUAACAAGACGGCGGUCAUUGAGAGCAAGGACGAUGCUGAUUUCUUCUCGGCGAAAGAGCUUGCUGAGCGUUCUCUGGCUCGUUCUUUCAACAAGGGGCAGAUUGAUUGGUUGAACUCGUGGCCAAUCAUUCUGAAUGUCGGUCAAGUGCCCAAAAUGGGCCAGGUGGUCGUGGUUCAUGGAGGUCUGGUCCCAGGUGUGGACCUCGAGAAGCAAGACCCCUCUACUGUGAUGACCAUGCGGAGUAUUGACAAGACCACGCAUGUGCCGAGCUCGGAUGGCAGUGGAGUGAAGUGGGAUAAGAUGUUUGACAAGCACCAACAAAUGAUCUCCUCGAGUCUCCAGUCAUCAUCCGAAGAUCCCCGUUCUCAAACAACGACAGUUAUUUACGGCCACUACGCCAAAGCAGGCCUCAAUAUCCGUGAAUACACAAAGGGCCUUGACUCUGGAUGCGUCAAGGGUGGCAAGCUCACCGCAAUGGUCAUUGAGGAUGGCGGCAAGCAGAGUAUCGAGCAAGUGCGCUGCAAAAACUAUCUCAAGUGA